AUGGAGGUGAAUCCAAUCAAUGCAUUCAAAUUCAUAGUUUCUUCUGGUUUUCGGAAGUAUGUUGUUGAUCUUCGUGCUAGGAGUUGUUCUUAUCAUGAGUUUGAUCUUGACUUGAUUCCUUGCCCUCAUGAUGUUGCCGCUAUAUUCAAGUCGAAGCAAUCUUGUAUUCCAUAUGUUUCUAGUUACUACAUUAUAAAGACCUUACGUGAGAUGUAUUUUGUUGAUGUGAAUCAUAUCCCACAUCAAGACGAGUGGGAUGUUCCUCUGAAUGUGAGGACAAAGGUCGUUGAUGUACCACAAAAUCCUAGACAGGCAUAG
Molecule: messenger RNA, 318 nt
Organism: Salvia miltiorrhiza (redroot sage)
Lineage: Eukaryota; Viridiplantae; Streptophyta; Magnoliopsida; Lamiales; Lamiaceae
Exons: 2
Coding region: 1-318 (105 amino acids)
Source: RefSeq, a predicted model, not a curated record